AAUUAGGUGUUGUAAACCAUUGACAGAUUGCACGUGUGCCGCUUUGGCACUCUUCGUUUGUUAUUUUUUUUUAUUUCGAUUUUAAAUAAUCAGUGAAAAUGACUGCUGUAGAGCCAGCAACAAAGAAGAAGCGCAUCUCGAAGAAGAACAAAUCUGCGUGGCGCAAGACAGACAUCCAAGAUGUGGAGCAGUUCCUCGAAGAUCAGCGCCAAGAGGAGCGCAUUGGGACAUUCACGGACAAGCAGGAUGAGGAUCUGUUCGUUCUCGACUCCAGCCCGCAGAAAGCCAAGCCCACCGUUUUGAGUGUAAAGCAAAAAAGGAAGCUGAACGCCAAAAAACCCAUGCGCACCUAUCAGGCUCUGGAGAACACAUCCCGGGUGCAGGAUCCCAUUGCUAAGCGUAACCAUGUGCGCCAGAAGAAGAACGGACGCAACAUCGAACUGGAGGUUUGCAAUCCCACCAAACCCCGUCAUCGCCAGGCAAACAGUGAUCGCGCCAAGUACUACGAGAAGCUGGAGCAGCGACUGGAGGACAAGAAGAACAAGAAGGUGGCCAUCGACAAGGACAUAUGGCAGGAUGUUGACUUCCGCGACGCCAUUCCCGGUCUCAAGGACGAGAAGGGCUGGAUCAGUCGCGAUCUAGCUCUGCACACAGCCGCAAAUAUUGGCAAGAGGGUGGUCAAAACACACGCCAGUCUGCACCACAGAACCACCAAAGCCAAGAAAUUCGAGCUGCCGCAUCCGGGCAUGAGCUACAAUCCUGCGCCGGAGGAUCACCAGGCUCUGAUUGAACAGGUGGUGGAACGCGAGGAGGGCAUCAUCAAAAAGGAGCAGCACCUGAAGCGCGUGACCACCAGCAUGUUCUCGAAAGUGACGCCCGAGGAGAGGGACCGCCGUCACUUGCAGGAAAUGAGCCAGGGCAUCGAGGAGGAGGAGGAGGGCGGGGCUGAAGGUGAGCAGGAUAAGGCCGAUCAGGAUGAGGAUGCGGACAAGCCCUACCACACAAUCAACGCCCCCGUGGAGAACAAGAAGAAGAGCAAGCAGGCCCGCCGCAAGGAGCUCAAGCAAAAGGAACUGGCUCGCCAAACGGAGCUCAAGAGGAAGCUCAAGCAACAGACUGCUGAUCUGAUACGCAUCAAAUCAAUUCGCCACGAGUUGGACGACGAGGAGGAGGAUUUGAACGAACUGAAGAAGCGACGCAAGCAGCGUGCGGAGAAGGCCAAGUUUGAGCCGAAACGCCUGGGGCGGCACAAGUUCGAGGAGGCCGAUCUGGAUGUCAACCUGCCCGAGGAUCUGGCCGGCAAUCUGCGCAACGUGAAACCGGAGAGCAGCCUGCUCAAGGAUCGCUUCAAGACGCUGCAGCGCAACAAUAUGCUGCCCACGACAAAGUUGGUCAGCCGCAAGAAGGCCAAGGUCAAGCGGUACGAGCGCAACAGCCACAAGGAGCCGGGCGUCAGCUAUCAGGACCUCAAGGAUCGCCGCAAGGCGGCCGCUGCUGCAGCAAAGGCUUCCGCCGACAUCAAGAUAUAGUU
This is a messenger RNA of Drosophila ficusphila, 1531 nucleotides long. RefSeq names its product ribosome biogenesis protein NOP53. The record is from RefSeq and is a predicted model, not a curated record. The transcript has 5 exons. Gene Ontology annotation, molecular function: 5S rRNA binding. The coding region runs from base 99 to 1529 and encodes 476 amino acids. Gene Ontology annotation, biological process: ribosomal large subunit assembly; rRNA processing. Gene Ontology annotation, cellular component: nucleolus. NCBI's taxonomy places the organism in Eukaryota, Metazoa, Arthropoda, Insecta, Diptera, Drosophilidae.